Acomys russatus (golden spiny mouse) is the source of this 3821-nucleotide messenger RNA. RefSeq names its product zinc finger protein 316 (gene Znf316). Gene Ontology annotation, biological process: regulation of transcription by RNA polymerase II. Gene Ontology annotation, molecular function: DNA-binding transcription factor activity, RNA polymerase II-specific; sequence-specific DNA binding. The transcript is spliced from 5 exons. Lineage: Eukaryota; Metazoa; Chordata; Mammalia; Rodentia; Muridae. The coding region runs from base 520 to 3561 and encodes 1013 amino acids. The record is from RefSeq and is a predicted model, not a curated record. Gene Ontology annotation, cellular component: nucleus.
CCCACCCCAGCUGCAUAGGCACCAGUGGUGUGACAGUAGUUGGGCCUGGCCUGGUUCAUGUGCGCUGAGGGCUGGAAACGCAGCUCCUUUUUGCUUUCUGUGUGGGGCCAGCUGCCCCUUGUAGGCUACACUCACCUAUCAGUAAACAUGGCUCCUCAGGGCUCUGUUGGCCUCAUUCUGUGCUUCUGCUGGUCCUUGAGGAUAGACGGGAUUGAGAAAGUGGGUGACUCACUCAGGAACAGGGUGCAGCUUACACUAGACACAUAGCUGCUGGUGAGAGAACAGAAGCCAUGCCCUAGAGGCUGGUGGGGAGGAGACCCUUUCGGUGGUCUUUCUGGGCACACCAUGUGCCACAGUCUGAGACGGUAGAACUCUGGAAACACCACGUGCCAGUUGCACAGCCUGAGAUAGUAGAACUCAGUGCCUUGCUCCCCCACCAGCCCCCCCCCCCAGCCCUCAUGGCCUCCCCCGCGAAGUGCCCCUGUGUUUCAGGCCCCACUGAGGCUUUCUCCCGGGACAAUGGCGGCCCUUCACAGUACUCCAGACUCCCCAGCUACCCAGCUGGAGCCAGCAGAAGAUGGGGCAGAAUGUGGUGCUGACCCUGAGGAGGAGGAGGAAGAUGAGGAGGAGGAAGAGGAGGAGAGAGAGGAGGCAGAGGUGGACGAAGAGCCGGGAGAGGUAGUAGAAGAAGAGGAAAUGGCCACACAGGUACAGGAAGAGGUGGCAGAGGCGGAGGUGAAGGCCAACUCAGAGCACAGUGGUGGUGGUGAUGAUGACGAUGACGAUGAUGAUGACGACGGUGUGGAGGAGGUGCCGGCAGAGGAGCAGAGGCUGAGCGCAGGGACCCAGGAGCGGCUCGAGCCACCGGUUCUUCAAGGAAAAGCUCUGCAGGCUUCCCAGGUGUCUCCCACGGCUCAGGAUGAAGAUCUGGAGGAAGAGGAGGAAGAAGAGGAGGAUGAGCAUUUCCUGACCCAGGGGUUGGUGACCUUUGAAGACGUGGCUGUGUACUUCUCAUUGGAGGAGUGGGAGAGGCUGGAUGUGGGCCAGCGGGACCUCUACCGGGAAGUGAUGCAGGAGAAUUACGGAAUCCUGGUCUCCCUGGGAUACCCAAUCCCUAAGCCGGAUCUGAUCUUCCACCUUGAACAAGGAGAGGAACCGUGGGUCCCAGACAGCCCUCAUCCCGAGGACGGCGACAUUGUCACUGGUGUCUACACGGGAGCCUGGUUCUGGAACGAUGACAUAGAGGACCAUGAGGAGGAAGAUGACGAGGACUUCCUUGCUGAGAUGGCAGAGGAGGAGAAUGAGCCACCAGGGCUGUGGUCUGCUGCCUACGGCGUGGGGGAUGUGCCUGGGACUUGGGGCCCUGACGACUCAGAUUUGGCACAGACUCCAGAGGGCUGGGGACCCAACCCGGGCAGUCUCGGUAUCCUGGCAGAAGAGUUUGAAGCAAAACAUUUCCUGUCCAGCAGGGAGCCUGGGGAAAACUUUCUGGCGCCCUGGGCUUUUCCUGCAGUGACCGUCCCCAUCGGACAUCCGGAGACCACUUGCGACGUGUGCGGCAAAGUGUUCCCGCACCGUUCGCGCCUGGCCAAGCACCAGCGUUAUCACGCGGCCGUCAAGCCCUUUGGCUGUGAGGAGUGUGGCAAGGGCUUUGUGUACCGCUCGCACCUGGCCAUCCACCAGCGUACUCAUACCGGCGAGAAGCCCUUCCCGUGCCCGGACUGCGGCAAGCGCUUCGUCUACAAGUCGCACCUGGUCACGCACCGGCGCAUCCACACGGGCGAGCGGCCCUACCGCUGCGCCUUCUGCGGCGCGGGCUUCGGGCGACGCUCCUACCUGGUGACCCACCAGCGCACGCACACGGGCGAGAGGCCCUAUCCGUGCCUCCACUGCGGCCGUAGCUUCAGCCAGAGCUCAGCGCUUGCCCGCCACCAGGCUGUGCACACCGCUGAUCGCCCUCACUGCUGCCCAGACUGCGGCCAGGCCUUCCGCCUGCGCGCCGACUUCCAGCGUCACCGGCGGGGCGGUGGCUGCACGGAGCCCAGCAGCGGCGAUGGCGCACGGAUGGCUCCCCACGAGGUGGAGAUGGCAGUCGCAACUGUAGCCACGGCGGAGCCGGAGGAAGUGGAGGCCCGGCCCGCAGAGAGUGAGGAGCCCAAGGGUGGCGUCCCAGAUGGAGACACAGAGGCUGAAGCCAGAGAAGAUGAGGAGGUGGUGGCAGCUGCGACGGCAGAGGCGACUGUCCCCAACAGCAAGAAGGACCUCGAGCCAGACAGGCGGUUCCGUGAGAUGGGCAACGGCCUGGCUGAGGGCGAAGGGCCUUCCUCGCACCCGCUCGGCUUCCACUUUCCCAUGCACCCCAAGUCGUGGCUGCAUCCAGACAGUUUCCCCAUACUGGGGUUCCCCGAAUUCUCUGAACGGCUGCAGGCCGAUGGGCACCUUCUCUCCCGGCCUCUGGCUGCCCCGCUGUCCUUACAGGGCGCGGGGUUGGCUUGCGACCCGUUCCGCAGCGCGGGCUCAGGAGGUGGGCCGGAUGGUGGCCUGCGAGCCUUCGCGCCCGCCGUCGGGUCACUGCUGUCGGAGCCCGCGCCCGCCGCGCUGGCGGAGGAGGAGAGCCCGUGGAUCUGUUCGGACUGCGGCAAAACGUUCGGGCGGCGGGCGGCGCUGGCCAAGCACCAGCGCUACCACGCGGGCGAGCGGCCGCACCGCUGCGCCGACUGCGGCAAGAGCUUCGUGUAUGGCUCGCACCUGGCGCGCCACCGGCGCACGCACACGGGCGAGCGGCCCUUCCCGUGCCCGGAGUGCGGCGCUCGCUUUGCCCGGGGCUCGCACCUGGCGGCGCACGUGCGCGGCCACACGGGCGAGAAGCCGUUCGUGUGCGGCGUGUGCGGGGCGGGCUUCAGCCGGCGCGCGCACCUCACGGCGCACGGGCGCGCGCACACGGGCGAGCGGCCCUACGCGUGCGGCGAGUGCGGCCGGCGCUUCGGCCAGAGCGCGGCGCUAACGCGGCACCAGUGGGCGCACGCCGAGGAGAAGCCGCACCGCUGCCCUGACUGCGGCAAGGGCUUCGGCCACAGCUCGGACUUCAAGCGGCACCGCCGCACGCACACCGGUGAGAAGCCGUUCCGCUGCGCCGACUGCGGCCGCGGCUUCGCGCAGCGCUCCAACCUCGCCAAGCACCGGCGCGGCCACACGGGCGAGCGGCCCUUUCCCUGCCCCGAGUGCGGCAAGCGCUUCUCUCAGCGCUCGGUGCUCGUGACGCACCAACGCACGCACACGGGAGAGCGGCCGUACGCGUGUGCCAACUGCGGCCGGCGCUUCUCGCAGAGCUCGCACCUGCUCACGCACAUGAAGACGCACCGUGGGCAGGGGGGCGCGCAGGCACAGAACACCUCCACCAAGGCCCCUGCGCCUGCCAAGGCAACGCCGCCACCCCCACCGCCACCGGGCUCGGGUUCUGGGUCCGGAACGCUGCUCGAGUUCGCGGGAGGAACCAGCUUCGGCUCUGAUCCCGCCUCGUUCGCCGGACCCUCGGGCACCUGUGAGGAGAGCGUCCUAUGAGACCUGUUGAAGCGCGCGGCGCCCCCAGCUCCUUAGCAGGCUGAGGAUUCCCAAUUUUGGUUGUCCGAGGUCUCUCUCGCCCCGAGCUUCAGAUCUCACUUGGGCGCGUGGGCGCCACCAUGAUCAAGAACGCCCCAUCUCUGGAUCUGUGCUACAGGGAUGUUGGGCAAGGCCACUAAGUUCAUCGUGAAUUCCGAUUCAGGUGGAUGGUAGAGCCUGUGGCUUGGGAGCCUGUCAUCCGGCUUUCUGACACAUCUGGG